AUGUCGGACGCGGAGGAAGCUUACAACGAGGCCCCAGAAAACUUUGAGGAUUUCGAUGCUCCAGACCAUUUUUCAGAUGACGAGUUUGCCGACCCAGACCCAGUCUCCCACCAAAACGGCAAUGAUGCCGAAAUGAAAGCCGAAGAUGGCAGAACCAUAGUCCAUGGCGGCUACAGCGAGGCCGAUGCUCAAGUAAGAGUGAAAACAACAAAGGAGUUGGCGAUCCCCAAAGAGGACAGAACAACGACACCAUACAUGACCAAGUACGAAAGGGCCAGAGUGUUGGGAACCCGUGCAUUGCAGAUUUCUUUGAAUGCGCCUGUGUUGGUGGACAUCGAAGGUGAAACCGAUCCUUUGCAGAUCGCCAUGAAGGAGUUGGCGCAGAGAAAAAUCCCCUUGGUCAUCAGAAGAUACUUGCCUGACGGAUCGUACGAGGACUGGGGCUGCGACGAGUUGAUUAUCGAAAACUAA
Messenger RNA from Clavispora lusitaniae ATCC 42720, 471 nucleotides. RefSeq names its product DNA-directed RNA polymerase core subunit (gene RPO26). NCBI's taxonomy places the organism in Eukaryota, Fungi, Ascomycota, Pichiomycetes, Serinales, Metschnikowiaceae. Gene Ontology annotation, molecular function: DNA binding. The record is from RefSeq and is a predicted model, not a curated record. Gene Ontology annotation, cellular component: nucleus; RNA polymerase I complex; RNA polymerase III complex. Gene Ontology annotation, biological process: transcription by RNA polymerase I; tRNA transcription by RNA polymerase III; transcription by RNA polymerase II.